Molecule: messenger RNA, 300 nt
Organism: Rangifer tarandus platyrhynchus (Svalbard reindeer)
Lineage: Eukaryota; Metazoa; Chordata; Mammalia; Artiodactyla; Cervidae
Source: the annotation of a GenBank genome assembly
AUGGGGCACCUGCGGUCUUCCCAGCCCACACAUGACCAUCAGGACUGGGGGCCCAGAUGGGGACACAUCUCAGGAGAAGGGACCAGCUCUUCCACCCACUCCCAAGGCUUGGGAUCUAUUCUUACUGCUCCAUUCAGGGGAGGGGGUGGAGUGGAGGGACAGCUUGGGCCCUUGGAUCAGAGCCAGGAUUCAGGCUGGGCUCUCUCGGGCUCAUCGCAAUGCAGGAGAGAUUCCCAGCAAUCUGACUGGAGUGGGCAGUCCUGGGGAACGAGCUCCCCGUCCAUGCAGACAGUGCGGUAG